AUGAGUUUGACUGAUGAAACAUGUAAUGAAAUACAGAUUAAAAUCAAUACAUAUUUAGAAGAAGAAUGCGACGCGGACUUGGUAGUGCCAGUGAUCGUACAUCGCGAACGUAAGGAAGCUUACAUAGAAGUUGUGGGAACAACAGCUUUGCCACGAGAAAGGAAAAUACACCUAACUCAAAAGCUAACAGAUGCGUUAAAAUCGAAAACUGAACAAACAGAUCUUUUGACAAACUUUGGUGAAGACUUCCAAAGUAUAGUUAGUCCUCAUUUACCAAAAGAUAACGCAAAGAAGCGUCUUGUUCUGUUUUCCGUCACCGACUGCCCAUUUUCCGUGAUCUUCUGUGUAGUUUCACCUAAGGCAGAAGAAAGCAGUGUUCCGAUCACAAUAUACGAAUGUGGGGUAUACGUUUGGCCAACGUUGAAGAAGGCGAUUGCAUUGGAGUACGAAAAAGCUUUAAAAAUAAAAUGCCAGCAGCUGUUGCGUGUCGCCAAGAGGCUGUUUGCUCAAGUAGCAUCACUAGAGACUUUGAUGCAAAUUGCAAUGGAUCAGGCAAAACAGUUGACGAAGGCGGAACAUUGCACCGUCAUGUUGAUCGAUAUCGAUAACAUGGAGCUAUACGAAUCCUGCUCAACCUGCAAGGAUUCCAGAGGCAGGCGAUGCCCUCUAGGCAUGGGGAUCGCAGGCGAGGUGAUCAAGACUGGGUUGUUGAUCAACUCACGGGUUCCAAAGGAAAAUCCUGCUUACAAUCCCGCCAUUGAUGGACUACCAAAUAAGGAGUGCAGAAGUCUCCUAUGCUUUCCAAUACGAGAACAGUCAGGAAUCAUCGGUGUGGUCCAACUGAUAAACAAGACAUCGGACCCUUACUUCGACAGCAUGGAUGAGGAGAUGGUACUGGCGUUCAGCAUCUAUUGCGGAGUUUGCAUCAUGCACUCCGUGGUCUACCAGAAGAUUGAGGAAGCCCACAUCAGGAACGCUCUCGCCAACGAACUCGUAAUGUACCACAUGAAGGUAACAGAUGCCGAAGUGAGCCGUAUGAUGACCUGCAAUGGAUUCCACCAGCACCCUCACAUAAGCAAUCUCCAUUUCAACCCUCGGGCUCUACCGCUGCGAGAACUGCCCUGCUAUGCCGUGAAGAUGUUCACAGACCUUGGACUCCAUGUAAGGUUCAACAUCAAACCACAAAAGUUGUCCCGAUUUAUUCUUUACGUGAAAAAGGGUUACCGUGACGUGCCAUAUCACAACUGGACUCAUUCGUUCAACGUGGGCCAGUGGGCGUACUCUGCACUCGUGAACUAUAAACUCACCAGCCGGGGAUACUUAACUGACCUUCAAGCCUUGAUGUAUAUGAUAGCAGCCUUCGUGCAUGAUAUAGACCAUCGCGGAACUACCAACAGCUUCCAGAUUCAUGGAGAGACCACGUUAGCAGCUCUAUACUCAAGCGAGGGUAGCGUCAUGGAGCGGCAUCACUUGGCACAGGCUAUGUGCAUCCUCAACACUGAGGGAUGCGACAUCCUGGCGGCCCUGCCACGGAGGGACUAUGACAGAGCCAUCAUGAUGCUUCGAGACAACAUCUUGGCUACCGAUCUGGCUAAUUACUUCAAGAACUACGACGACUAUAGAGUGGUAUCGAUGGACUAUCAGAAACCCAAUCGGUUACAUUGCUCUGCUCUACAAUGUCUGUUGAUGAAUGCAGCGGACCUCAGCGACCAGCUCAAAGACUGGGGUUGCGUGAAGAAAACAGCUGCGGCAGUUUUAACGGAGUUCUUCAAGCAAGGCGACUUGGAGAAGGUAAGAGGAGACCUGCCAGGCAUCGGUAUGGAUCGAGAGCAGUGCUUUAUACCAGAUCUGGAGAUACAGUUCCUGCAGAACAUUUGCCUGCCGCUAUACGAGUGA
Molecule: messenger RNA, 1896 nt
Organism: Spodoptera exigua (beet armyworm)
Lineage: Eukaryota; Metazoa; Arthropoda; Insecta; Lepidoptera; Noctuidae
Source: the annotation of a GenBank genome assembly